Molecule: messenger RNA, 908 nt
Organism: Baudoinia panamericana UAMH 10762
Lineage: Eukaryota; Fungi; Ascomycota; Dothideomycetes; Mycosphaerellales; Teratosphaeriaceae
Exons: 2
Coding region: 111-908 (265 amino acids)
Cellular component (GO): proteasome core complex
Source: RefSeq, a predicted model, not a curated record
CUCCACAACGAUCCAGCAAUCCCGCUCAGAAGUCAAUCACGAUCGUGACCCAAACCACCAAUCUAUACCACCAAACUCCAUCAAACAAACUCCAUACCAAACAGGCCACCAUGGCCGCCCUCUCCCACCACCACCUCUCCUCCACCGCCCCCUUCGCCUUCCAACAAGCACCCCCGCAAAACCACUCCGGCGAGCCCACCCAACACGCCUUCUACCCCUACACCGACAACGGCGGCUCUACCCUCGGCAUCAGCGGCAAAACCUUCACCGUCAUCGCGGGCGACACCCGCAGCACCUCCGGCUACAACAUCAACACCCGCUACGCGCCCAAACUCUACCCCAUCGGCGGCCAAGGCCCGACGCACAAGGGGAGUAAGAUUGUAUUGUCGGUGGUGGGGUUUGCGGCGGAUGGACGGGCGCUGCAGGAACGGCUCGAUACGGUGGUGAAGAUGUAUCGGUAUCAGCAUGGGUGUGAGAUUAGUGUCAAGGCGUGCGCGCAGAGGCUGAGUCAUAUUUUGUACAACAAGCGCUUCUUUCCUUACUACGUCCAGGCGAUAUUGGGAGGGAUUGAUGAGGAGACGGGGGAAGGUGCGCUGUACUCGUACGAUCCCGUCGGGAGCUACGAGCGGGAGUACUGUCGUGCGGCGGGCGCGGCGGCGAGUUUGAUCAUGCCGUUCCUCGACAACCAGGUGAAUCUCAAGAACCAGUACGAACCUGCGGCGGUGUCAGGGUUCGACAAGAAGCAGCUUGUCCCCCAACCGCUCGAGCGACCGCAGGUGGAGGAGUUGGUGCGGGAUGCGUUUACGAGUGCGGUGGAGAGGCAUAUUGAAGUCGGUGAUGGGCUGCAGAUGAUGUUUAUCACGAAGGAGGGAAUCGAGGAGGUGUAUUUCCCGCUUAAGAAGGAUUGA